Polypterus senegalus (gray bichir) is the source of this 1991-nucleotide messenger RNA. RefSeq names its product pyrimidinergic receptor P2Y4 (gene p2ry4). The record is from RefSeq and is a predicted model, not a curated record. Gene Ontology annotation, cellular component: plasma membrane. Gene Ontology annotation, molecular function: G protein-coupled purinergic nucleotide receptor activity; G protein-coupled UTP receptor activity. Gene Ontology annotation, biological process: G protein-coupled receptor signaling pathway; transepithelial chloride transport. Lineage: Eukaryota; Metazoa; Chordata; Cladistia; Polypteriformes; Polypteridae. The coding region runs from base 344 to 1450 and encodes 368 amino acids. The transcript is spliced from 2 exons.
AAACAAUUGCCAAAAAGGGGGGAGGGGGAAUACUGAUUAAGGGGGAGGUGGUCGUGGAGAAUGAGUGAGUAAAAUGCACGUAGCAUGUGUUGGGCUUCGGACUUUCUUUUUUCAAUCUGCAAGUGCUCGACUCUAAAGCCUGCCCACACAUUGCUGGCUCCUUGCCUAAUAAGCCCCGUCAGCUGAUACCGUAAAGUCACAGAUAAUAAACCACAAGAAAAUCGGUCUGGCCAUAGGGCCAGUAGAGUCCAGGAGUCCGUCGUAAGGUGUCUGCGCCGUUUGGAAUACAAAUGGUCUUUAACCUAUAACACAAGAACACAGAUCAAAUAUACCAAGCCAAGUAAUGGAGACCAGUAGCCUUGAAGAAAUGGUUACCUUCCUGGAGCUCACCACCUCUACAUGGUCAUUAAAUGGCAGUCUUGAGCAAAAUAAGAGCUGUCGCUUCAAUGAAGAAUUUAAAUAUAUUCUCUUGCCAGUCUCUUAUGGAGUUGUGUGUGUGUUGGGACUUUUGUUGAAUUUUGUGGCAUUGUGGAUGUUCCUCUUCAAGAUGCGACCUUGGAAUGCCAGCACAGUGUAUAUGUUUCACUUGGCUGUUUCUGAUACACUUUAUGUCCUGUCACUACCUACUCUUAUUUAUUAUUAUGCCAAGAGGAAUCACUGGCCAUUUGGAGAAGCAUUAUGCAAGAUUGUGCGCUUCUUAUUCUAUGCUAAUCUGUAUUCCAGCAUCCUUUUCCUUACUUGUAUUAGUGUACAUCGCUAUCUAGGAAUCUGCCAUCCAAUCAGCUCUCGAAAAUGGGUCAAGGUGCGUUACGCUCAUGUGGUCUGCUUCCUCGUCUGGACUGUGGUGGUGAUUUGCCUUAUUCCCAAUUUAGUCUUUGUCACAAUAAGUUCUCGGGACAAUGACACACUAUGCCAUGAUACUACAAAACCAGAGGAUUUUGACCAAUAUGUUUACUAUAGCUCAGCUGUCAUGACUCUUCUCUUUGGAGUUCCAUUUCUGGUUAUUAUGGUUUGUUAUUGCCUAAUGGCACAUGCAUUGUGUCGGCCCCAGAAAAUUGCAUCAUCAAGCACAAUGCGCAAUGGGAGAUUUGGAAACUCUAGAAGAAAAUCAGUCAGGUUGAUUAUAGUUGUGUUGGUGGUGUUUGCUUUAUGCUUUGUGCCUUUUCACAUUACUCGGACCCUCUAUUACACAUUUCGCUUUAUAGAUGCAGAAUGUGAAGUGCUCAAUGUGAUUAACUUCACUUAUAAGAUUACUCGACCCCUUGCAAGUGUAAACAGCUGCAUUGAUCCCAUAUUGUAUUUCAUGGCUGGAGAUCAUUACCGCAAAAAGCUGAUACGGGCCCUAAACAGAGUUCCGAAGAACAAACAUUCCUCCACAUUAACUCUAGUGCCAAAAAAGCUUGAGAACCAUGGACUAUCAACAAUCUAUAAUAACCACAUCAUUAAUUAAGAAUUAAGAAUUAAUUAAGAAGAAGCAUACAUGAGCAGUGAACAAUCCUGUCUUGUGUGGAAAUGGCACAGAGCUGUUUCAUAAGGUAAUGCCUACACGUUGGAGGAAGCAGGAGCGGUAUUGUGCUCCAUUCUGUAUUGCAGCUCUGAGUGUAGCUCACCACAACUGAUCGGUCUUCUCUUAAGCAGUGGAGAGGUGUGAUGGAGCAAGGAAUGCCUUUUAAAAAAGAUGAUAUGGGCCUAAAUGGUUUGAAAGUAAUAUUUCUCACUAAAGUAACUGGUGCUUAGGAAAAACAACCAUUUAAAGGAGGAAAGGAAGCUCAAGUACAGAUUUGUAAAUAUUAUUUUUAGAAUUUUAUAGCAGUGGCUAGAACGAAUUGUUUUUAUUAGUAUUGAAGCCGACCAGAGUGCUCCCAGGUAAACUGUUCUAUUGAGUUGGGUUUUUGGGGGCCUGGGAUUUUUAUUUAUUUAUUUUUUUAUUUCAAUGGGUCUCUGCUGCCAAGUAUAUUUUAAUGAUUGUCAAGCCCUGGAUACUACUUGAA